Messenger RNA from Penicillium lagena, 1848 nucleotides. Its product is annotated as putative oxidoreductase, FAD-binding. NCBI's taxonomy places the organism in Eukaryota, Fungi, Ascomycota, Eurotiomycetes, Eurotiales, Aspergillaceae. Bases 1 to 1848 code for a protein of 615 amino acids. The record is from RefSeq and is a predicted model, not a curated record. Gene Ontology annotation, molecular function: oxidoreductase activity. The transcript has a single exon.
AUGCCUGCUUCAAGGAGAUCCGUCGCGCUUUCUCAGCAGAUGCCGUGGCACAGCGGGGAGAAAAAAAUGCAUGAUCUGAUGAAUGUUCCCGAUCAAUUCAAUCCCACUUCUCAAUUUCUUUCUCCGGGUGCUGGUCACUUCGUGUAUCAUGCGCCAUUGCUUGCUAUCGGCAUCGUCGACAACCGGGGAAUGCCGUGGACUACCGUUUUGGGGGGAGAGUCAGGAGUUGCCCGCCCGGUUGGUGAUUCCAUGAUCUUGGUAGACACGCCUGCCCCAAACAAGCACGACCCAGUCCUACAAUUUUUACUGGGGAGCACUCCAGACAACCAAACUGCGCAGUUUCACGAAGAGAAGCCCAUUAUAGGCGGUUUGGCUAUCGAUCUGGAAAGCAGAAUGAGAGUGAAGCUUCACGGGAGGCUGCGAGCCGGGCAAGUCUCCUACGAUGGCCAAACACGUCGGGCACAGCUACUUUUUGAAAUUGAUGCAAGCCUCCCCAACUGCCCGAAAUAUCUCAACGAGAAAUUUAUUAUACCCAAUUUAUCCGACCCCAAAACGUUGCCAGACUCUCCCAAUCUACCACCGCAAGCAAUUGACCUGCUUAAAAAGGCUGAUUUAUUCUUCAUUUCAUCGUCAAAUGCUGGUGAAGAUAUGGACACCAAUCACCGUGGUGGUCCCCCAGGCUUUGUGAGAGUACUUUCCAAUAGCCCGAAUGGCGCAGUCCUUAUAUAUCCGGAGUACUCCGGGAAUCGUCUUUACCAGACUCUUGGGAACAUUCAGAUGACUCCUUUUGCUGGCUUGACGGUACCAGAUUUCGACACAGGCGACGUCCUGUAUCUCACGGGAGAGGCUCAGGUCCUCAGUGGAGAGAGCGCCGCUGAUAUUUUACCUCACUCAAAACUUGCCGUCAAGAUCACAGUCCUUUCCUCCAGGUUUGUUCUUCAAGGUCUUUCCUUUUUAGGGAAACCUGGAGCCUUUUCCCCUUAUAACCCUCCUAUCAGAUAUGCCAGCGGGGAAAAAGAACUAGACAAGCCUUUGGGCACGACUAGGGCAGACGCUUUAAAUCGUGCUGUCCUCAUUGACUUCCAGCGUCUCACUCCCACAAUUGCCAGAUUUCGUUUUCGCAUAGAAGGAAAGGUGAUCUCAAAAGCAUGGAACCCUGGACAAUACGCUACACUCUCUUUUGCGGAUGAUCUUGAUCAAGGCUGGAGUCACAUGCGGGACGAAGAUCCACGGUCCUUGAAUGAUGAUUACAUUCGAACCUUCACUAUUUCCAGUUCCCCAGAAUCGUCAGCCGGUGGGUCGCUAGAAUUCGAGUUGACAAUUCGCAAUGUUGGGCGUGCAACAAACUACUUGUUUCAUCAAGAAGUGAAUAGCGCCUUUAGUCUACCAUUGCUUGGCUUCGGCGGGAAUUUUCAUUUUGAGGACAAGCGCAGCCCUAUUGUGUUUAUUGCCUCUGGGAUCGGGAUAACACCACUCCUUGGGCAAGUAUCGUCGUUGAAAAAGACCCAACUCAAUAACUUACAGGUAUUGUGGUCUGUACGGGUCGAUGACGUGGAAUUAGCAUUGGACACCCUCCUGAAACACCCAGAACUAAUCCCCUCAACCAAGCUCUUCCUAACUGGAAACGAGUCAUACUUGGGAAAUCAGGACAGGAAAAAGGCUUUAAUCAAUAAGCUUACUAAUGCCGACGUGUCUAUUACAAGAAGGCGGCUUCAAGAGCGAGACAUCGUUGAGCUUCGCAAGGAGGCUGAGACCGGUUGGUAUAUGUGUGUGGGCUCGGAGCUGAAAGCUCUCAUUUUACAGUGGCUAGCAGGAAGAAAGGUUGAGUACGAAGACUUUGGUUAUUGA